Molecule: messenger RNA, 2138 nt
Organism: Bradysia coprophila
Lineage: Eukaryota; Metazoa; Arthropoda; Insecta; Diptera; Sciaridae
Source: RefSeq, a predicted model, not a curated record
UCCUGAAGCUCAAUAAUCUGCCCUGCUCAUUCGGAUUAUCGUUUUCCUAAACGGAAUUGUAAAAAGCCAUGAAUCGGUUCCCAAAAGGAAAAGCUUUCGAUUUUCAAAAGGAUUUCCUUGGAUUUCCUAAAAUGGUUUUCAGGAAAGUCAUUUUAUUUCGCAUUGUUCUUUCGUAACACAGGUUGUAUUUCGAUUACGAAUACUGUAGAUAAACUAAAAAUACAAUUUGAUUAUAAUGGAUUCCAAUAAUGAUUCACAAAGACGAGGAAAACGUGUCGGCGACACCGAUAUCGAAAGGCAUGAAAAUCCGAAGAAACCAAAAUGGCAAUUACCUAGUGAUCUGGCUUCAUGGUCUUGCACGUAUAAAGUAAAGGCAGAUUGUGUUACAGCUCUAUUGAAAACUUUGCGUCAAUAUGACUUUCCCGACUUAAUGAGUGAUUCUCGGUCGUUACUGAAGACACCUCGUGACACACGUAAAAUGAUUCGAAAUGUUGAACCUGGAGAAUAUAUUCACAUCGGCAUUGCAGAAGGUAUUAAGUACACACUGAGACAAAAUGAGGUGGAUAUAAAUAAAGUAGAGUUCAUCGCCAUUGACUAUAACACGGAUGGAGUCCAAAUGACCGACAGUACCGAUAAUGUAUUUUGGCCUAUUUGGUGCAGAUUAGGAAGUCCUCGCAUUGGAAAACCUUUUUUAACGGGAAAUUACUACAGUUCCACUGGUCAGCCGAAAAGCUUCGACGCGUUCAUGCUUGAUUUCGUUAAUGAGUUUAAGGCACUGAUAGAUGAAGGCUUGAAAAUUGGAUUCAACAAGGUCGUGGAAAUUCGUAUGGGAAUAUUUCUAGGAGAUGCUCCAGCUCGAUGUGACGUUCUAGGUCUAAAAUACCCGACCGGUUAUUAUGGAUGUGGGAGGUGCACAGUCAUAGGGACUUACGCUAAUAAUCGAGUAUGUUUCACCGAUUUGGAUGCUCCGCUAAGAACUGACAAAAACUUUCAAGAGAGAUUGCAACCGGAACAUCAUCAUAUUAGCUCCUUGGUUGAGAAACGCUUAGAGCUGCGUUGCAUAACACAAUCGCCUCUCGAUGGAAUGCAUUUGGUCUAUGGUUGCGCGGUAAGACGUCUUUUGUUCUGGUACAACACUGACACAGUGAAUUAUAAACUUCGACUGUCCGCUACACAAAUCGAUUUAGUGAACGAUAUGUUGAACACUGCAAUGUUAUCGAAACCCAGGGAAUUUGCAAGACCGGUGAGAGACAUUAAAAAGUAUAAAAAGUUUAAAUGCACACAAUUACGGCAAUUUUUGCUGUAUCUCAGUGUUGUUGCAAUGAAAAAGGUGCUGCCUAAGUUUCAGUACGAACAUUUGUUGCUAUUCGUCAUUGGAAUUAGAAUUUUGAGUGAUGAGAAACAGUUCAAACGCAAAAAUGAAAUUGCAGAGAAGAUGCUUUAUGAGUAUGUUAAAACAUUAAGAGAUACUUUUGGAAGAUUUCGUUUAAUUUAUAGCACUCAUAACUUAUUACACUUGGCAAAUGAAUGUUUGAAACAAAAUGCGCCAUUAGACGCAUUUUCGAUGUGGGAAUUCGAAACUGCCAAUUCAGGCCUAAAAGAGUUCACAAAACGCCAAGGAGCAUAUUUAGAGCAAUCGUACAAUCGAACGAUGGAAAAGUACCACAAACGCUUUGAUUUUAAUACACAGACGAAAACAUUUCCGAGUCUGUCGAUGGAAAUAGACAAGGAAUAUGAUGAAGACUACAAUGUGACUGAAACUUUCUUUUAUCGGGUAGAAUAUAAGACAUUUAUGUUGGACUCUUCUGAUGGUAAUCGAUGGUUUUUAACUAAAUUUGGUCACGUUGGUCGGUACGAUAAAGCUAUCCUAAAAUCUGAUAAAAUAAAAAUCCGCUGUCAAGUUUACAAACAAAAAUUUAAUUUUUUCACAAACCCACUAAACUCUACAUUGGUAAACAUAUUUCAUUGUUAUGACAAAGAUCUAUCAACCAACUAUUAUGAGAUCGACGCUGAUUCCGUCGAAGCAAAAAUGUUUAUGAUUAAAUAUGAGAGCAUUUCAUCCGUUUUAAUCUCGUUAUUGUAAAUUAUAGUUGAAGUUUUUCGUUUAUUCAUUUUUAUAUCACAAUUCAUUUAAUCAC